AUGUCGCACUUUUACGAAAUCGGCACGCGCGCCUGGCAGCCCGAUCCCACCGAGGGAUGGGUUGCCUCCGAGGUCGAGCAGAAGAUCGAGGACGGGGACAAGGUCAAGCUUGUCUUCCGUCUCGAGAAUGGCGAGGAGAAGGUGAUAGAGACGACGACAGAAGCCCUCCAAGAUGACAAGGACAGCACACUGCCCCCGCUCAUGAACCCGACCAUGCUCGAAGCCAGCGAUGACCUUACGAACCUUUCACAUCUGAACGAGCCAGCCGUGCUGCAAGCUAUCAAGCUGCGCUAUGCCCAGAAGGAAAUCUACACAUACUCCGGCAUCGUCCUGAUCGCCGCCAAUCCCUUCGCUCGCGUCGAUUCGCUAUACGUCCCCGGCAUGGUCCAAGUGUACGCCGGCAAGCACAGAGCUUCGCAGGCGCCGCAUUUGUUCGCCAUUGCCGAGGAGGCCUUUGCAGACAUGCUUCGCGACAACCGCAACCAGACCAUCGUCGUGUCCGGUGAGUCUGGUGCCGGUAAGACAGUCAGUGCAAAAUACAUCAUGCGGUACUUUGCGACCCGCGAGUCGCCCGACAACCCCGGCCAGCGCAAGGCAAACUCAGACGCCAUGAGUGAGACCGAAAAGCAGAUCCUGGCCACCAACCCCAUCAUGGAAGCCUUCGGUAACGCCAAGACGACGCGUAACGACAACUCGUCCCGUUUCGGAAAGUACAUCGAGAUCAUGUUCGACGAGGCGACGGAGAUCAUUGGCGCCAAGAUUCGUGUCUACCUGCUGGAACGGUCGAGACUGGUCUUCCAGCCGUUGAAGGAGCGUAACUACCACAUUUUCUACCAGCUUUGCGCCGGUGCCACGGAUGCCGAGCGCGAGGAGUGGGGUUUGAAGAGCCCGGAUGAUUUCACAUACAUGAACCAGGGCAGCGCGCCGGUCAUCGAUGGCGUCGACGACAAGGCCGAAUACGAUUUGACCAGGAAAUCCCUGGGGACCAUUGGCGUCAACGACGAGACCCAGACCCAGAUUUUCAAGCUUUUGGCUGCGCUGCUGCACCUCGGAGACGUCAAGAUUACCGCCACUCGUACCGACUCCUCGCUCUCGCCCGAGGAGCCGUCGCUCGUUCAGGCCUCGAAGCUUUUGGGCAUCGAUGGAGCCGGCUUUGCCAGGUGGUGUGUCAAGAAGCAACUCAUCACUCGCGGAGAGAAGAUCACCUCGAACCUUACGCAAGCGCAAGCCAUUGUCGUGCGAGACUCCGUCGCGAAAUACAUCUACUCGAGUCUUUUCGAUUGGCUGGUCGACAAGGUCAACAAGAGUUUGGCCUCUGAGGAGAUCGUCGCCGCUACGAAGUCCUUCAUCGGUGUUCUCGAUAUCUACGGUUUCGAGCAUUUCGCCAAGAACUCUUUCGAACAGUUCUGUAUCAACUACGCAAACGAGAAGCUGCAGCAGGAGUUCAACCAGCACGUGUUCAAGCUCGAGCAGGAGGAAUACCUCCGUGAAGAGAUCGACUGGACGUUUAUCGACUUCUCCGACAACCAGCCCUGUAUCGACCUCAUUGAAGGAAAGCUCGGUAUCUUGUCCCUGCUUGACGAAGAGUCUCGUCUUCCCAUGGGCUCCGAUGAACAGUUCGUCACAAAACUGCACCACAACUACUCUGGUGACAAGCACAAGUUCUACAAGAAGCCGCGUUUCGGAAAGUCUUCUUUCACCGUCUGCCAUUAUGCGGUCGAUGUCACGUACGAGUCGGAGAGCUUUAUCGAAAAGAACAGAGAUACCGUGCCAGAUGAACACAUGGAGGUCCUCAAGGCUUCGACGAACAAGUUCCUCGUGGAGAUCAUCGACACCGCGGCGUCGAUCCGUGAGAAAGAGACUGGCGGCGGCUCGGCUGCCAAGCCGGGCACCGCUGUCUCUGCGGGUCGGAGAGUCGCGGUCAACCGCAAGCCCACUCUCGGUGGCAUCUUCAAGGCCUCCCUGAUCGAGCUGAUGAACACCAUCAACUCUACCGAUGUCCACUACAUCCGUUGUAUCAAGCCCAACGAGGCGAAGGAAGCCUGGAAGUUUGAGGGACCCAUGGUUCUCAGUCAGCUUCGUGCUUGCGGUGUCCUCGAGACCGUCCGCAUCAGUUGUGCUGGUUACCCGACAAGAUGGACGUACGAAGAGUUCGCUCUGCGCUACUACAUGCUGGUGCCCUCUGCCCAAUGGACGUCCGAGAUCAAGGACAUGGCCAACAAAAUCUUGCAAUGCGCCCUGAGCGACGAAAGUGGAAAGAAGGACAAGUACCAGCUCGGUCUCACCAAGAUCUUCUUCCGUGCGGGCAUGCUUGCGUUCCUGGAGAACAAGCGCACCGCUCGCCUGAACGGCGCUGCCAUCAUGAUACAGAAGAACUUGCGUUGCAAGUACUACAGACGCCGCUAUCUCGAGGCUCGUGAAGCCGUCAUCUCCACCCAAGCACUCGUCCGUGGUUUCUUGGCAAGAGCACACACGGAAGAGAUGCGGCAAGUCAAGUCUGCCACCACCAUCCAGCGUGUCUUCCGUGGCUACAAGGACAGGAAGAGGUUCAUGUACAUCCGCAACAGUGUCGUCAAGUUCGACGCGGUUGCGAAGGGUUGGCUUCUCCGCAAGGGUCUCCUGGACAAGCGUUUCAGCGAUGCCGCUCGCUGCAUCCAGCGCAACUGGAGGUCUUACCGUCAGCUCAAGGACUGGAGGACUUACCGUCGCAAGGUCAUCAUCAUUCAGAGCUUGUGGCGUGGUAGGAAAGCCCGUAGCGCCUACAAGAGUCUGCGUGAGGAGGCUCACGAUCUCAAGCAAAUCUCCUACAAGCUGGAGAACAAGGUCGUCGAGCUCACCCAGAGUCUUGGCACGAUCAAGCAGCAGAACAAGACGCUCCAAGGGCAGGUCCAGAACUACGAGAGUCAGAUCAACUCGUGGAAGAGCAGAACGAAUGCGCUCGAGGCCAGGACCAAGGAGCUGCAGGCCGAGGCGAACCAGGCCGGCAUCACCGCCGCUCGCCUGAGCCAGAUGGAAGAGGAGUUCAACAAGCUCCAGUCCAACUACGAAGAGAGCACCACCAACAUGCGCCGCCUGCAAGAGGAGGAGAGGCACCUGCGCGAGACGUUGAAGGAGACGACCGAAGAGCUCGAACACACCAAGCGUCGCUCGAGCCAGGUCGAAAGCGAGAAGAUCUCUCUUCGCCAACAGCUCGCCGAUCUCCAGGAUCAGCUCGAGCUCGCUAAGCGGGCCGCACCCGUCAACGGUGAUCUCGCGAACGGCAACCACGCGCCGGCAAGUGGUCUCAUCAACCUCGUCUCUUCGAAGAAGCCCAAGAGAAGAAGUGCGGGCGAGCGCGCCGACAUCGAGCGUUUCAGCGGCGCAUUCAACCCACGCCCGGUGUCCAUGGCUGUCACCGGACAAUCGCUCCACAAGCAGAGCACUUUCUCGGGCUCCACCUUCACCCCCGGCUUGGACAACAUCGAGUUCGAGCUCGAGAACAUACUCUCUGACGAGGAUGGCCUCAACGACGAGGUCACCAUGGGCCUCAUCCGCAACCUCAAGAUCCCGUCGCCGAGCACGAACCCGGCGCCGAGCGACAAGGAGGUCCUUUUCCCUGCCUACCUCAUCAACCUGGUCACUUCGGAAAUGUGGAACAACGGCUUCGUCAAGGAGUCGGAGAGGUUCCUUGCCAACGUCAUGCAGUCGAUCCAGCAGGAGGUCAUGCAGCACGACGGCGAGGAGGCCAUCAACCCGGGUGCUUUCUGGCUCUCCAACGUCCACGAGAUGCUCUCGUUCGUCUUCCUCGCCGAGGAUUGGUACGAGACGCAGAAGACGGACAACUACGAGUACGACCGGCUGCUUGAGAUCGUCAAGCACGACCUGGAGAGUCUGGAGUUCAACAUCUACCACACGUGGAUGAAGGUGCUCAAGAAGAAGCUGCACAAGAUGAUCGUCCCGGCCAUCAUCGAGUCGCAGUCGCUGCCCGGCUUCGUCACCAACGAGAGCAACAGGUUCCUCGGCAAGCUUCUCCAGUCCAACAGCGCGCCGGCUUACAGCAUGGACAACCUCCUCAGCCUGAUGAACAACGUCUUCAAGGCCAUGAAGUCUUACUUCCUCGAGGACACGAUCGUCACGCAGGCCAUCACCGAGCUCCUUCGCCUGGUCGGCGUCACGGCGUUCAACGACCUGCUCAUGCGCCGCAACUUCCUUUCGUGGAAGCGUGGUCUGCAGAUCAACUACAACAUCACGAGGAUCGAGGAGUGGUGCAAGAGCCACGACAUGCCCGAGGGAACGCUUCAGCUGGAGCACUUGAUGCAGGCGACCAAGCUCCUGCAGCUGAAGAAGGCCACGUUGAACGACAUUGAGAUCAUCCAGGACAUCUGCUGGAUGCUCUCCCCCAACCAGAUCCAGAAGCUUCUGAACCAGUACCUGGUGGCCGACUACGAGCAGCCGAUCAACGGCGAGAUCAUGAAGGCGGUCGCCUCCAGGGUGACGGAGAAGAGCGACGUCCUCCUGCUCACCGCGGUCGACAUGGAGGACAGCGGACCGUACGAGAUCGCCGAGCCUCGCGUCAUCACGGCUCUGGAGACGUACACUCCAUCGUGGCUGCAAACGCCGCGUCUCAAGCGGCUGGCAGAGAUCGUGUCGGCGCAAGCCAUGGCACAACAGGAGAAGUUGGAGUUUGAGCCGACCAACGGGCACAGCAACGGCGAGGUGCAGGGUCUUGCCAUCAGCGAGGUGGACGGCAUGUAG
Molecule: messenger RNA, 4734 nt
Organism: Diplodia corticola
Lineage: Eukaryota; Fungi; Ascomycota; Dothideomycetes; Botryosphaeriales; Botryosphaeriaceae
Product: class v myosin
Exons: 6
Coding region: 1-4734 (1577 amino acids)
Biological process (GO): actin filament organization; vesicle transport along actin filament
Cellular component (GO): myosin complex; vesicle; cytoplasm
Molecular function (GO): ATP binding; actin filament binding; microfilament motor activity
Source: RefSeq, a predicted model, not a curated record